Molecule: messenger RNA, 2867 nt
Organism: Spea bombifrons (plains spadefoot toad)
Lineage: Eukaryota; Metazoa; Chordata; Amphibia; Anura; Pelobatidae
Gene: EXD3
Product: exonuclease 3'-5' domain containing 3
Exons: 21
Coding region: 115-2748 (877 amino acids)
Biological process (GO): nucleobase-containing compound metabolic process
Molecular function (GO): nucleic acid binding; 3'-5' exonuclease activity
Source: RefSeq, a predicted model, not a curated record
AGCACAGAGAGCUGAAUACGAAUAGUUCCGGGUGAGAGGAACAUACUUGAGAGAGGUGGCAGGGCUCCAAUACGGAGACCUUCUCGCGGACCACAAGUGACGUUCUGUAAGUCAAUGGAGCAGCCGUCCGAGUCCCGUGGGGAGCAUGAUCUGUCCCGCGAUCUGAUCGUCCUGCAGGACCUGUGGGCCAGGAGGGACGUGAAGAAGGUACGCGAACACGUUAGAGACCUGCUCCCGGCCCUGGAGGACCCCCGCACCGCGCUUCUGGAUUUGCUGGAGGUUUCCAGCACCUGGAGAGGGAAGGGGAAUUCCUUGGCUAGCAUUAUAACGACCGAGUUCCACCAGUGGCUGAAUGACCACCCCGCGCCUCUGCAGUCUGGCACUAGGUUGAAGAAACUACAAGCGCGCAUGUUUAACCUGGUCUCCGAGGGUCAGCUUUUGGACCAACUUUGCUCCAUCUACCAGAUCCAGGAGGCAGAUAGGGCCUUUUUACUUGGACACGUGACCCACCUGCAGCGCAUGGGCAAAUACAAAGAGGCAGCUAUUCUGAGCAUCAGACUGAACCUCCAACCAGAUCUGGAUAUGGAAGAAAUGUGCACCCCGCUGCUGCUCCUGGAGAGGUUUAACCUUGUCGAGCUGUACGUCGCAGAAUACCCAGAGCUGCAGAGCAGGCUGGUACAGAUGUUAGAUAGUUGGAGUGACUCUACAUUCAACCCCAGGAAAGUUAGCAGACAGUAUAAAGGUCUCCCGUCCGUCAAACCCGACAAGCUGAACCUGAAAACGCUAAGCAAGCUGGCCUUCCGUCUGCUGGAGAAACAUAAGCUCGACCCAGCUCUCUGCACAAACCUAAUUAACCAGCGACACCUGGGGACCCUGAAAUACCUCAUGUACAAGAGAUUUGUGGAGAAAAGCAUGACUUAUGAGAAUUGGACGGACCACGUGCAGAACACGGUGCGGGAGAAUCGAUGGCUCCAGGGGCAAGCGAUCGAUCUGAUCGUCCGAUAUUGUGGCGUGGAAACCGCCAGCCGCUGGGCCUUAAAAUCAGGGAUCCCCGUGGAGGUUCUACCUGCAGACGUGGCAGACGCCCUGAACGACCUGUGCAUCCAGGAGAAGCUGCCGGACACCGACAAAAGCCGUGACGAUCUGCAGUCCAGGAAGGAGCGGUAUUACCAGCUUCCCAUUCCCAGGGACGCCGUCUACUUUGUGCAAAGCUCUGCGGAUCUGACCCUCUGCAGAGACCUAGUGCUGCAGGACGGACAGGUGGUCGGGGUGGACAUGGAGUGGAGACCCUUGUUUGGAGGUCUGGGAAGGCCAAACGUAUCCCUGGUACAAGUGGCGGUAAAGGAGGCCGUUUUCCUGCUGGAUCUGCUGCCAGAAAACCUGACGGACACGGAGGAGAUGAAAGAUAAAAAGGGACAACUCGCCGGCUUCAUCAGGGACCUGUUCUUGUCUCCCACAGUCACAAAGCUAGGUUACGACAUGUUAGGAGACCUGCAAAGCCUGGAUUCCACUGACAACGCAUUUCAGGGACUAGAAAAGGAGAGGCGGCAGGUUGUAGACCUGUUUGCGAUACAUAAGCAGCUCCUGCGCACCCACCGUAGAUCCAGGGAACCCAGCGGGCCCGUGGACGUCUUUGACGGUUCAAGCGGAGACAGUAUUUCAAAGCAAGCGGAAAAAGGACUAAGCCUCCUGGUGAAAGACGUGUUGGGAAAACCAUUAGACAAGACGGAGCAAAUAUCAAACUGGGACAAACGCCCCCUGCGGGAAGAUCAGAUCCUGUAUGCAGCUGCUGAUGCGUAUUGUCUGCUGGGGGUUUACGAAGCCCUGUCUCUGCACCCAGAGCAAUUUGGACUCAACGCCAACUUCAAAGAGUCUUUCAAAGGUCCCUCCGUAUCCCAAAAGAGCCCGGAAAACCCGCACUACAGGGAGAGCGCCAGUGUCAAGAAACAGAUUUUGGAGCGUCCCCCCGAGGAGACUUACAGUCCAUCCUCAGAGCGGCCGUUGUCCCCCCGGGAGUUCAGUGUAAUUUGUGAUAACAUGCUUCAGGGCCUGGGCCGAUACCUGCGCUGCCUAGGGGUCGAUGUUUUGAUGUUGGACAACGAUGAUGACCACAGAAGAGCCGCCGAGAUCGCCCGACAAGAUGGCCGGGUCAUCCUGACGUGUGGCUUCCCUUACCAGACGCUGCGUUCCCAGGUCGGGGAAGGAAGAUGUUUCCGGGUGAACUGCUCGGAGAAGGCGCAGGAGCAGGCCAUCAAGGUCCUGAAACAUUUCAACAUCCGCGUCACCCUCAAAGACGUCUUCAGCCGCUGCCAGGUGUGUAACUGUAACAAAUACCUGCACAUCUCCCAAGAACGCAUGAAAGAACUGAUGAAACUUCACGGUUACUUGAAGGACGCCAACGAGGCCAAAGGUCCCGCGGAUUCAGACCGUUUCUGCCUCCCCCGGGGGUCGCCCGAUAACCGGAACGCGGAGUGGAUAAAGGAGCUGGGCCUUUCGGCGGACUCCCUGGCGCUGCCCAGCGGGGCUUCCCUCCAGCUGGAGUCUCUGCCCGCCGGACUUCUGGACAAGGUGGAACUUUUCUUCUGCUGCAGCCGCUGCGGGAAGGUUUUCUGGGAAGGGUCCCACUUCGGGCGAGUGGUCUCGCAGUUCAGAGAGGUCCUGCAGGACACCGGCGAGUAUUUCUACCGCUCCUCGGGGGAGGAGCUCUCCAGGGGUUUCUCGACGAGGCCGAUGAAACCAUUUCUAUAAAAGAUAAUCGUGUCAAGGAUCUAUUUCUGCUGCGAUGUUUGCUGCGGGACGUCUCCGUAACCCCAUUUAUUUUAUUAGAGGUCCAGUCGCUUGCUUGUGGGACUCGUGAUAAAUAUAUU